Molecule: messenger RNA, 874 nt
Organism: Argiope bruennichi
Lineage: Eukaryota; Metazoa; Arthropoda; Arachnida; Araneae; Araneidae
Product: putative OPA3-like protein CG13603
Exons: 2
Coding region: 156-644 (162 amino acids)
Biological process (GO): regulation of lipid metabolic process
Cellular component (GO): mitochondrion
Source: RefSeq, a predicted model, not a curated record
UAUAAAGUAAAUAUUGAACCAAAUAGUAAAUAUUGUUUAAAAUUCCUGAUUUACAUGAGGUCCUUAAGUUAAAUAAGCUUUUUGGAGUGAAAUUUUUAUUUCAAUGGUCAAAAAGAUAUUUACAGUUUAGUCAGUUAUGAAUUUAUAGAAAAAUUAUGGUUGCAUUUCCAUUAGUAAAAUUAGGAGCAUUGGCUCUCCGCCAGAUUAGUAAACCAUUGGCGAACAGAUUAAAAACCAAAGCAAAAAACAGUCAUUUUUUUAGGACCUAUAUAUGUAUGCCUCCAGCUCAGUUAUAUCACUGGGUUGAAGUAAAUGUGAAGAUGAGAAUGCUGAAUUUAGGAAAACCUACUGAAGUUCCAAAAUUGAAUGAAACAAUGGCAAUUGAAUUAGGGGCUGAUUUACUUGGGGAAGCAACUAUCUUUAUGGUUGCUGUAUUGACAUUAUCAGCAGAAUAUGUAAGAACUUCACGUAAUGAAAAAGCUAAGCUAGCUGCUACAGAGGAGCGAUUUCGAAAUAUUCAUGAUGAUAUAGAUGAAUUAAAAUUUAUUGUAGAAAAGCAAAAUGCAGAGCUUUUGCAUUUAACUAGAAUGUACAAUGCAAUGGAGGAAAAAGUGGAAACAAUGGAAGCUAAAAAGAAAAAGUAAUUACAUUGGAAAUAUUUUAUAAUGUAGGAUAAAUAUGAAUAGAACAUUUGCUACUCUGAGACUGUAAUCAUUCUCUUAGAUAUGCAAUUUGUUAAAAAAUAAUUUUUAUUUCUAUGGAUUGUUUCUAAAAUUCAAAGAUUUAUUACUUAUUUUUAUUGUGAUAAAAUAGUUCAAUUUCUGUGCAAAAUGUACAUCGAGAAUAAAUAAAAAAGUACACAUUAUAGACAGCU